UAAAUAGCAUAGGACUGACAUUUUUUCAGUAGGAAGUUACACAGAAUUUAGUACUUACUUGAAAUACAAAGCCAAGUCAGUUGCUAUUAUUGCAACUUCAAAUAAGUGUAGAACGGUUUCAAACUGGCGCUUAUUUAGGUUCUGGAAGAUGUUUAAACUCUGCAAGAUGGAAAGUUUACGAAUUCAAUUCCUCUUAUAAAACUGUCUUUGCUUUGUACUCUAUAGGCUGCCCGAUAGGACAGUAUACCAAAACUGUAUGUAUGGUCGACUAUACGCUCUAAAUCAAAAUAACACAAGAAAUGAAAAGUUUUUCAGAGGUGGCCCUCAUUCAAAAGUAGUUUUUAAGCUUUUAAAUACUGUUAUUUAUCUGUCAGUUAGAGCUGCAGAAAUGUCUGAGACUGAGAUACAAAUAUGCACAUCCUGGUGUAUAUUUUUCACAACCAUGUCAUAUAUACUAACCAAAUCUUUACCACCUUUUAAGAGGAAAGAUGGAAAAGUGAAAAAUGUUUUUGGAAGAAGAAAAGCGGGAUCAGCUGGCACAGAAGCUGGGAGAGAAAACUAGAAGGAGUCAGAUUGGGACUGCAUGGAAUCGUUAAGGUUGGAUGGGAUCUAAAUAAAUGGCUAAAUACUGUGUAGGGAGAUCCAAACUGCUGCCUCCAGAGGCUGCACAAAUAACUAAAUUCAUAUUGACUUGGACUGCUAUUGUUAUAUUUAAAUUAAAAUAAAAAAAAAUCACCUAUAUUCUAUAUAAUGCAUCAAGAAAUGGCUGCUUUGUCUUGUUUCUUUGCCAGUCACAUCCGUGGAUCUGAGAGUUUUUCUAGACCUCUUCUUCCUGUUAGCCUGGCUCUGCACAAUUGCCUGUGGUGUUACUCAGGCCCUGCUUCUGCAAAGUGCAGUGUCCUUUUUCCCAAGCAAAGGGAAUGGAAGCACCACACCCCGGUUUCCCUUCUUUUCUUAACUGAGGAGGAACAUGGGCAUUGUGGUCCCCCUGUUCAGCACCUUCAAAAUCCUGACAAUCAAAAAUCAAUGGUUGUUCCCCAUAUCUCACAACUGAAAAAGUGCACCAUCUCCAUCAAUAAAGGUAAUUUUUAUUAAUAUUAUUUUAAAGUAACAGAUCUGUUUUGUGGAUGUUUUUCUCAGACAUAGAAGUGAGUGCCUUCUAUAGUGCUUGCUGCAAACAAGUGGGAUGGAAGAUCCUCAAGAUUUCAGGUCUACACAGUUAUAUAUUUUCAUUAUUAUUUCCCUGAAAAAAAUAUAUAGUAAAUAGUUUUAAAUAGACUUUUUGCUUUUAGCUAGGGCAGAGCCAGGCACUGCUGAGGGAGGAACGGCUGUCCCAUGCAAGAGGUACAGGGCUCUGCAGGGCCGACAUUUUGUUGAGCCUGAGGGGAGCAACAUGGCGCCGCUGUUGCCCUGUGGAAAUGCCUGUGCCCACCCACAGAGUGGAGCAGAACUCUGAACUGUGGCAGCAAAAAAGGGGAAAACCACCUGAGGGUGGCAGAAGGGAAAGGAGAAAGCAUCUGCCUAUUUCAAGAGAGAUCUGCAGUAGGAACUGCCACAGAGCCAUGAUGCUGCCUGACCUGUUUUAAAGAGAUGGGGUGGGGGGAGGGCCUGGUCUGGGGGUGAGGACACCCUCCGUAAACAGGAGCUCCAUCCAUUUGUUCCUCCCUGCCAGAGCCAGCAACUAAACUCAGACCUAACACAGGUGCAGCUGUUUAAUUAUAGUACCUUGUGUUUUCUACUCCAACUUCAGCUGUUUGUGAGAGGCAUGUGAGUGAGGCCUACAGGACAAGCUGCUUUUCUCUAAAAGUGGACAGGACAGGAUGGCCUACACAAGAAGAUCUCUGCUGCUGCUGGCAUUGGCCUUUCUGGGCAGCAGCAUGGCAGAGAGGGACUGCCGUGUGAGCAGCUUCAAAGUCAAGGAGAACUUCGACAAGAACAGGUACAGUGGCACCUGGUACGCCAUGGCAAAAAAAGAUCCUGAGGGGCUGUUUCUGCAGGACAAUGUGGUUGCCCAGUUCACUGUAGAUGAGAAUGGACAGAUGAGUGCCACUGCAAAGGGCAGAGUCAGACUCUUCAAUAACUGGGAUGUCUGUGCUGAUAUGAUUGGCUCUUUCACUGAUACAGAGGAUCCUGCCAAGUUCAAGAUGAAGUACUGGGGUGUUGCCUCUUUUCUGCAGAAAGGAAAUGAUGAUCACUGGGUAGUGGACACAGAUUACGAUACAUAUGCUCUUCAUUAUUCCUGCCGUGAGCUAAAUGAAGAUGGCACUUGUGCUGAUAGCUAUUCCUUUGUGUUUUCCCGGGACCCCAAGGGAUUGCCUCCAGAGGCACAGAAAAUUGUUAGACAAAGGCAGAUAGACCUCUGCUUGGACAGAAAAUACAGAGUUAUCGUUCAUAAUGGAUUUUGCUCUUAAGGACAUCCAUAAGUAUGGAAGGAAACCAUGUAAUAGCACCAUGGAUGUAGAGUUAAUACAUUGAUCAGGUGCUCUUUUAAAAAGAUUUUUGAUGGCUUCAUUUAGAUUUAAAAUAUAUUUAUCUGAACUGCAUAGCUCAUUUUGUUAAUAAACCAAUAAAACGUUUUAAUAAACUUGGAUUACAGGGGAUGCAAAUUGUCUGUAUGCACAUCUGUACAUAUGUAGGCAUUGGUUUUAAUAACAAAUUGUUGCUAUAAUGCACUAUUUUAAAUUGCUGACAACAAUUAAGAAUUUAUUCUUUUUUGUUAUUGGGUUCA
Molecule: messenger RNA, 2728 nt
Organism: Phasianus colchicus (ring-necked pheasant)
Lineage: Eukaryota; Metazoa; Chordata; Aves; Galliformes; Phasianidae
Source: RefSeq, a predicted model, not a curated record